CCCGCCCACCGGGACUAACCCCGCCCCCGCCCGCGAGGUUUCAGCAGGUCGGACUCGCCGUUAGCGAGAUGUUUUAGCUGAACGUUAAGGGGUUUGGACCGGUUCGGAGUGGAGAUGACCUCUAAAGACCCGAGCUGGUCGGUGGCGGUCGCGGCGGGUCGGCUCCUGAUGGACCUGAUGCAGUCGGACUGGGAGCCUCUGUCUCACUGCGAGCUGGAGCAGCGUCUGGACCGGGCCGUGGAGGAAAUCCUGGAGGCGGAGCUGAUGUCCGGCGGGCAGGGACCGGGACCGGGACCGGGUGGGUGUGUGUUCACGCAGUUCUCCCGGCAGGAGGAGACGAUCCCACACACGGCAGCACACACUGUGACCUCUCACCCGGCCGCUGAGAUAGAGGAGAACCCCACAGUGCAGUACAUCACGUCUCUUCUACAGAAGCUGAAGUGGGGUCACAGUCAGAGGCGUUUGACGGGGAGAGCUCGCUUGUCCUUGUCCCACACGGUGUUCCUGUCUCUCACGCUGCUCUCCACUCGUCUCAGCUAUCGCUCCGUGUCCUCCACCUUCCGCCUGGAGAAAGGGAACAUCCACCGCAUCUUCUUCUCCUUCUGCCACAGAGUCAACACACUGCAGGCUCACAUCAUCCGCUGGCCCACCGGUCAGGAGGCGUCGGACCUCCUGCUCACCUUCUCCAGCUGGCCGGGUUGGGAUGAGAAGCUCGAGCAGAAGGGUCUCCCUAAAGUGUUGGGCGUGUUGGGCCACACCUGCAUCCCGAUCCGCCUUCCCGCCAGCAAGCGGGACUCGGAGCGCGGUGCUCCGCACGCCAAGCGGCUCAGGAAGCAGCCUCACCCGGACUCGUGGUUAAACCUGGAGCUGGCGUGCGACGCAGAAGGUCGCUUCAUCCACUGCAGCGUCAGCCGAGGUUCUCAGAGGAACCGAGGCGGCGCUCUGAGUCAGAGACUAGCGCAGCACCCGGAGCUCCUCCCUCCCGGAACCUGCCUGCUAGCCGGAGCGGGAUACCCCCUCACGCAGCACAUCCUCACCCCGUUCCGUCCCGCACAGAACCCGCAGGAGAACCUCUACAACACAGCGGUGGAGACGCACCUGAGGAGGCUGGAGCAGGCCGUGGCCGACCUGAAGGAGCGCUUCGGAAGACUCCUCUAUCUGGACAUGGGGAAGAGCGAGCGGGCCGGAGCCGUGGUGCUGACCUGCUGCAUACUUCAUAACGCACUGCUCCACGCCGGCCACGUCAUCAAGGGGCAGGUGGGGAACCACACCGGGGCAGACGUGGAGGAGGAGGAGGAGGAGGGAACGAAAGAUGAAGCUGGAGUCAGACUGAGAGAAACGGUCGCUAAUCUGCUGUACGGUGCCGUGGAGUCGGAGUAACGUGAGGGGGAAAAACCUGAGUUGAUGAUAUUUUUAUUUAAUGUCUACAAAAGUAAACAACAGAAAACCGCAAUAAAUUUAAAAACACACAAUAA
Molecule: messenger RNA, 1475 nt
Organism: Ictalurus furcatus (blue catfish)
Lineage: Eukaryota; Metazoa; Chordata; Actinopteri; Siluriformes; Ictaluridae
Exons: 4
Coding region: 115-1380 (421 amino acids)
Source: RefSeq, a predicted model, not a curated record